AUGCGCCCAUCGCAUCCAAUCGGCGGCUUGGGGCUGGUUUGGAAUGUCCACGGAAAAGGCGCGGCGAUCGACCUACUUCCUGCAAAAGCGUCGCCCAAAAACGGCCCCAAAGGCCCCAAUGCCACUCGGCUCCCACUUUCGCUCUCUCGCUCGUUGCUCAGCCACGCUCGUCUCUCAUCCGACGAUCCACAUCCCCUUUCCUUCUCUCCCCUCAUCAUCGUCUCGUCGGCCACAAGGCGCAACCAUCCGCACACAACCAUCCGAGCGUCGCCCUUCCAUCCCCAGACUCACACGCCCACUCCAUUCUCAACCCUCGACACUCGGUGCCUGGGAAUCCUGCAUCCAUCGUCGCCCAACUUCAUCAAUCCGCUUCGUGGCGCUACUCGGGUCGGUACUUCCUCCUACAGGCCUCCAGAGCCGCCUUUCAUUCGACCUACGCGACGCUCGUGGGAGUUGGAGUUUCAACUCGACCUCGCUCCUCCCCACGUUGGUUGUCGUCGUCGCUCGCGCCCGCCACCCGUUCCGGCCCCGCGUAUCAUGAUGGCCUCCAACCACUACCCCAGUUCGCGUCAGCACUCGCACCUCCCGCCCCACCUCAACCACCUCCCGCCCCUCGAGCCCUCGGCAGAACGUCACCAUGGAUACCACUACAACCCCGCACGCAGGGGCUCCACAGACCCCAUCCUCCACGCUUCCCUCGCCGCAUCGGCAAGCGCAAACGCCGGUUUCGCUCAUCCGCACGCCCACGGCGCAGGCUCCAGCUCCUCCUUAGCCAGCCCCAGCCUCUUUGACGCGCCCCGACGUCGCAGCAUCCAGAUCGAGCCCACCGUCCCCUCGGGCCACGCAAGCCCCUUUGCAAGCCCAGGCCACUCGGCGCUCCACUCGUCGCGCUUCAUGAGCCAGAACAACAGUCCAACGCCGCUCGUCCACUCGCACGGCGCCGCUGCUGCUGCGGGCGCCGACGACCACCACCACGCCGCCUCGUCCAGCGCCAGUUCGAAUCUGCCACCGCACCAUGCCUCGCACGACUCGUCCGACGCGCCGCGCCACGGCCAGAUCCAGUCCAACUAUCAGUUUGGCAGCUAUCCGCCGCCGCCCAAUCCGGACUAUCGCAUGGAGGACAAGCAGACGCAUCCGCGCAUACCGCAUCUCAGUGCUCCGGACGGCGAGGGUGGUGGAGCGAUGAUCGAGGGCGGCGGAUUGCUGUCUGAAUCGCGCCGUGGGAGUGCGUCGAGUCUGGGUGCGAACAAGCAUCUGCUGGUGGACAAGGACGCCAAACCGUACUCGCGCUCGCCCGAGCUGCGCGUGAGCCACAAGCUCGCCGAGCGCAAGCGCAGGAAGGAGAUGAAGGAGCUGUUUGACGAUCUGCGCGACCAGCUGCCCGUGGACAAGGGACCCAAGACGUCCAAGUGGGAGAUCCUCAGCAAGGCCGUGGAGCAUAUUGCACAGCUCGCACAGGAUAAGGACGAUCUGGCCGCCGAGAACGACAGGCUGCGUGCACAGCUCGCGCAUGCAAGGGGUGGCCCGCCCACCGAAGUUAGGGCGAGCAUCAACGGUCACCGAACAGAGUACGACCAUGCACCGCGAUAG
Molecule: messenger RNA, 1590 nt
Organism: Moesziomyces antarcticus
Lineage: Eukaryota; Fungi; Basidiomycota; Ustilaginomycetes; Ustilaginales; Ustilaginaceae
Exons: 3
Coding region: 1-1590 (529 amino acids)
Biological process (GO): positive regulation of transcription by RNA polymerase II
Cellular component (GO): RNA polymerase II transcription regulator complex
Molecular function (GO): DNA-binding transcription factor activity; protein dimerization activity
Source: RefSeq, a predicted model, not a curated record